Messenger RNA from Caenorhabditis sp. 36 PRJEB53466, 1398 nucleotides. Lineage: Eukaryota; Metazoa; Nematoda; Chromadorea; Rhabditida; Rhabditidae. The record is from the annotation of a GenBank genome assembly.
AUGGGUGCCAGGGUUAAGACAGAAGUAAAGCGGAUCAAAAAGAAAAUUUCCUAAUCUCGUCUUUUUUAGCCGAAACGCGUGUCGCCGCACACCGUAGAAAUGAGCCUUUGCGUGAAGGGAGACAAUUCGUACCUGAGGAACAGAAUGACGGAAAAAGGAGUCAAUUUCGCCCGUCUUGCUCGCAAUCCGUUCAAAACCGUCAUGCAGCUGAGCGACAAAGUUGCAACCGAAGCCAAAGCUAUCCGCAUCUUCGAAAACUACCUCGUCAACUUCACAUUCUCGAUGUUCAAAGAUGGAGUGGAGGAGUUCUACGUAUGUCAGGUGCGUUGAAUGGUCAUCGUUAAAAGUGUCACCCCCAGUGCGCAUUUUCGAAAUGUUGUCGAAACGGCACACUGGUCACCCUCACUAGUUAAAUUAAAACUUUCUGACUUUUCAGCGUGAAUACAAACUGUUCGAGUCGAGAGAAGAGAACAUCGUUCCGGCGGAGAAUGGUCAGGCAGCUCCACCGGUCGACGGAGCUGCUCGCGUCAACAGACGUUUCCCAAAAAAACCGAUCAAGGUAAACAGAAUAAAAUUACCAUUUAGUGCGCUCGCGCCAGGACGAUAUACUUUUAUGUGGGAUAGAGCGCGAUAGAUAACUAGCCUCAUGAGAUUUGAAUUUUAGAACUACGCAACUCAUCCGCACUGCGUCAUCACUCACUCGAGCCUUGUGAAAAGCGAACUCCGCCAGCAGAUGAUGGAGAAUGGGCUAAAGGGCCGUCGUCUCGCUCUGAACCCGACAAACACUGACCACCUCGAGCCAUGUACCGCUUUCCUCCAAUAUGUAGGUUUCUAAGGAGAUUGCACACGUACAGAAAUAUUUAAGGUGAUCCUUGCGAUAAACGAUGAGAAAGUGCGCAAACGCUUCAAACGCUUCGAGUUGGACUGUGACCUGAUCCCAUAUUCGGGCUCUCGCGGACCAGUGCAAGAUUGCGGGUGCAUCGUCCGCAAGAGUCGCCUUGCCGGACAGUGGCGCAAAGAGCUCAUCAAAUCGGGAUUGUCGCUGCGUCAUCUGUCUGUGCAGAAGAAGUCGUUCGACGCUAUCAAAAAGUGCGAGCAGAUCGCUAUGAACGUCAUGAGAGAGCCCACUCUCGCUAAGUGGUACAGAUGGAACUUCCAUGCGCCGACCACCAACAAAGUCGAGAUGAUAGUGACGAGAAUGGCCCACAUGUACAUGACCACUAAGAACAACAACAAUCUGCCCGUAGAGGCCAAAGUCGACUCUGUUCGCAAUGAAAUCGCACUGUUGAUCGUUGAGAUCUUCGAAAAGUGAGUUACAUUAGUUAAUUUUUAAAACUUUCUCCUAUUUGUUUCAGGCAAGAUUAUGUCUGCAGUCUCCUCAGAAGAUUGACUCUGUAA